Phycomyces blakesleeanus NRRL 1555(-) is the source of this 948-nucleotide messenger RNA. RefSeq lists its product as hypothetical. The transcript has 6 exons. The record is from RefSeq and is a predicted model, not a curated record. NCBI's taxonomy places the organism in Eukaryota, Fungi, Mucoromycota, Mucoromycetes, Mucorales, Phycomycetaceae. Bases 1 to 948 code for a protein of 315 amino acids.
AUGACAGACCAACCAAUCGACAAUCAAGAAAAUAAUGAUGAGCCAAAUGAUGAGUCAAAUGCAAAACGUCGCAGAACAACUGAUGUAUUUGAUACUCUUGGAUCGAGUAUCCAGGGCAUGCAAUCAUCCUUUAGUUCGAUUACAUCUUUAUUUACUAACAGUAUCAGCAACACCUUGGCGAUCAACCAGGCUAUGAAUGAGAUGUAUGAACAAAUGUUCAUGUCAAAUAUCAAAAAAGGCAGUAAAUUGAAACCAUUUGAAGAUAAGAAUGGGUCAGGAAUCCAACUGACCAUUACAAUCACCAACUACAACCGAUAUCCAAUCUCGGGAUUAUCUGCACACUUGACCUUUGAACCUUUUCAUAAAGCAGACACGGCGGCUACAGUUGCUUGGACUUCAGAAUCAGCUUCAGAAACAACAGUGGGAUCUCGAAAUAAAAAAGAUGUAGAGAGAAUACUGGGCUCAAACCAAGGCCAAGAUAAAGACCAGAAUCAAGACCAGAAUCAAAAUCAAAACAGCAUACCUUCUACAACGAUCUACACCGAGAUCUUACAAAUCCAACCAUCAGAACCUUGCCAAUAUAAUAGCAAAUUGUCAGUGUCGGUGUCUAGUCCUGGUACAGGAAAGCCAAUCGAAAAGGAACACAAGUUUGGAUUAUAUCUCAUAGAUCAAUUAAUUAAGACUGUUCACGAGUCAGGAUCAUCAAGUGAAGAAACAAAAGGUUCUGAGAAAGAGUAUUCGACCGUGUUCUUUAGAGAGAUUAUGGGACUUCGCCCCGUGGUUGGGAUACGACCAGGCAUGGAGAUUAGACUCAAGGCCAAACAAAAAGAGGUUAUGUGUAAGGUUGUGGAAUCCAGUGAGAAUCUUGAGACUGUAAAGGCAAUAUUUUAUGGAGAUCAUCAAUUGCUAGACAUAUUAUUACAAGAACUUGAUAUUCUAGACAUUUAA